AGCAUCAGAGUCCCUCAGAUAUCGACAGUGCACAGUUACAAAUUUCAAAAGCUCAAUAGAAAAUUGUGAUAACAGAUCAGUGUCUAUCGCACUUUAUAUACCUUGUGAUAUAAAUUAAAAAAAAAGCAAAUUUAUUGCUCUCAUUUGUUCACUUCAGUUUUUCCCUUAAAAUUUGAAUGUUGAUUUGACGUUUCACUGAGAGCAUCUCCACCAAACAGGAAGGGGUUAGUCCCCACAGUGCUGCAUGAUUAUGAAACCAGUGCGGUCAUGUGAUGUCUUCUCUCAUCACCAUCAUGACAAGUUGGAAGUCUGACCUUCCUCCGGCACACAGUUUUCCAUGCAGGGACUGAGGAUUGCAAUGGAGCGGCAGUGCACUUGAGGCUACACUAGGGGCGGAGUUUGACCUCUCAAAAUUUCAAAACAUCACUAAUCCGCGUCGGACAUUCUGGCACAGGCCAAACAUCGGUACAGCAUUUUCAGAAAAAAAAAAAAAAAAAAAAAGAGGGAGAGAAAUUUCGUUUCCUACACGGUCGGUACCACACCGAGGCUGGGGAAGGAGGAGUUGGGAAUGCUGCACGGAUAGUACCGCUACAUGUUCCCCGGAUCUCACAUCUGCAGUGAUUCCUGCCCGGGUUCGUUAUCAGCAUUCCGGGAAAAAGUCGCGGGAUUUGGCGCGUUGACAGCUGGAGCGCCCUGCAGACUUCAGUGGAAGAGACCCGACCGCCACUGUUGGAGCUGCUGUUCAAUGCCCAGUAGCACCUGUCUUAGCCUGCCCUGUGGCUGAUCCUGGACAUGCUUUCCACGAACCGCCGUGGAGGUGCGUGGGGGUGAAAUGGACGGAGUCAGUGGCCACACCCAACGACCAGCUCCCAUGUUCCAGCAUGUCCGGCUGCAGCAAGUCUCCUGCCAAUUCUGGAGAAGCUGCAGGUUCUAACUCCAUGGCAUGGGUGAAGAAGUUCAAAAAAACCGGAGGAGGCCUGAAGAAGUCCUACCAACCUGGGAGCAUGGUGUCCCUCGCGCUAACUAAAGGUCUGCUGAACGAGCCUGGCCAGAACAGCUGCUUCCUCAACAGCGCUGUUCAGGUGCUUUGGCAGCUGGACAUCUUCAGGAGGAGCUUGAGGCAGCUUUCUGGCCACUUUUGUCUCGGUGAUGCCUGUAUUUUCUGUGCAUUAAAGAGUAUAUUCAACCAGUUCCAGCAGAGCAGAGAGCGAGUCCUGCCCUCCGACAGCCUGCGAAACGCCCUCGCUGAAACCUUUAAGAACGAGCAGCGCUUCCAACUUGGGCUGAUGGACGACGCUGCCGAGUGCUUUGAGAACAUCCUGGAGCGAAUUCACUUGCACACAGUUUCAGACACACCAACCGACGCGUGCUCAUCCAAAUCCUGCAUCACCCAUCAGAAAUUCGCUAUGAUGCUUUACGAACAGUUUGUGUGCCGUUGUUGUGGUGCAUCUUCAGAUCCACACCCGUUCACAGAGUUUGUUCAUUAUGUAUCGACCACGGCUUUAUGUCAACAGGUUGACCGGACACUGGGGAAGAACGAGCGUCUCAGGUCAGACAUGUUUGGGGAACUGCUGCAGGCGGCAAACAGCACUGGUGACCUCCGAAGCUGCCCUAGUGACUGUGGUCAGAGCAUCAAAAUCCGUCGUGUCCUCAUGAACUGUCCGGAGAUCGUCACUAUUGGAUUUGUGUGGGACGCAGAGCAGUCUGAUCUCACGGACGAUGUUAUCAGGUCUCUUGGUCCACGUUUAAACUUGUGCGGGCUUUUCAACCGAGUGACUGAUGAAAACGCCAAACGCAGCGAGCUACAUCUGGUGGGGAUGAUCUGUUUCUCCAGCAAACAUUACUCAGCUUUCGCCUAUCACACCAAAUCUUCAAAAUGGAUGUUUUUUGACGAUGCCACUGUAAAGGAGAUUGGAUCCAAAUGGAAGGAUGUUGCUUCAAAAUGUAUCAGGGGGCAUUUCCAACCUCUUCUUUUAUUUUACACCAAUCCUGAGGGGAGUCCAGUUUCUAAUGAAGAUGCACCACGACAAACCACUAUGUGUCCUCAUUACAAAGCCCAAGUAAAUGGAGAUCUGACCAUGAAACAUCCUUUUGGCAGCCCUAACAAAUUUCAGGAUCCCUUCAUGGAGAAUCUACAAAGACCAGUUGAAACAUCAAAAAAGGACAGGGGACAUCGGAGAAUCGAGCCUUCAGCACACAAAGACAUGACACACACAAGAUCUUCAUCCCCCCCAGAGAAUGGGCCCCGGCCUCCUGUAGAGAAAAUAAAGAACUCUCUGCGCUCUGAGAAGUCAUCGAAUCAAAGCAGAGGAUCUCAGGAGCCCCACGGACAGUCGGGCAGUGCACAGAGUGGGGGACACGUCAGAAAGGCCAACGUUUCCCCAGGACGCAAUGAGCAGGUGGGCAGCCACAAACACUGGGAAAAAGGAGGCAGCGGGAGCCAAAAUAGGUCAAAAUCAACUUGGAGACCCAUCAGGGAGGUGCUGAAUGUAGACACGGUGCUGAAUGAACUGGAGCAGCGACGGCAGCAGCAGCAGCAGCAGCAGGACAGCCCGCGGUGCAGCAAGCCUUCUUCCCAGGAGAGAGCGCGCACAGAACCAAGCAGGGAGCGCGAACACGCAAGAACUAGAGAGGAGCGCAAACAGAAGUGCUUAAUGACAAUUUAUGAGGACGAGCAGCGGCACGAGACGGAGAGCCACAGCUCCGUGGAGUCAGAGAGCAGAGCCGGCCAGCAGAGAGGAAGCCGACUCAAGGCCGUUCCCAAGACUCUGCUGCGCAGCGACACCUGGACCAUUCAGAGGACGGAGUCGGGCUACGAGAGCAGCGAUCGACUCAGCAGCGGCUCCACCAAUCCCGACUCACCUGGGGUCGAUGGGUUUGGGCUCAGACCAGAUCAGAGGUUAACACCUGAGAUCCUUUUACAAAGUCAGCUGCAUCAAAGGGAAGCCGAUGCAAAGUCAAGUAUGACAUCAUCUCUUUCCCACAACGGUAAACAUCCAACUAAACCUCAGGGGAACCACGAUCAAGUUUUACUUUCUCAACUAAAGUGCAGUCCAAAUUCAAGACAGAGAUCAAAACACACAUCUAACACCUCUAGGAAAGCGAAGGGUUCAGAGAAGAGCUCGACUGGUUCAGAGAGCCGGCAGAGUGAACACCAGGAGCCGAGUGCCUACCGAGGGCAGAGCGGGGAGAACACAACCCCGAGACACAUCACAAAGACCAGCAGCUCUGAGUGGAACAGCUCAGACGAUCUCGUUCUCUCAGAAUCCGAGGACAGAGAAAGCACUUAUUUGUCCAGUAACAGUGAGGCUGUCACCUCUGACUCCCCGUGCCCUCACAUUGACCUGCCAUACCACCCGACUAGCAGCGCGACAGCAGAAACUCAGCUCGCUGCCACUGUGUCGCCUCACCUCCAACCCAACCUGCAGGCUUCUUCGCUCCACGGCGAAGCGAGCCACGCUGUGUUUCGCCCCCGAAUGCUUCAGGAACCCUUCCCAUCGAGCCCUCGCCUCUCUCCCUCGUCCUACGUCAGCCCCAAAAGGAGGCCCGACAUUUCGGGCCUCCGAACCUUUUCGGACGCGAGCUCGAAGUCGGGCUCGGACCCAGAGAGGAGCACUCAGUCGUCGUGCGAGAGCGAGGAGAGGCUGACGGGGAGCAGAGCGGAUGAGGCGGCACAAGCUCCAGAGGUUUCCCUGACGACGUACUUUAACGUGGACAACUGCAUGACGGAAACGUACCGACUCAAGUACCACAACCAGAGGCCUCUGGUCCUCUCUGCCACAGUGCCAAGGACAGCCGCUGAGAGUGAGCGCAGAGAUAACAGCCACACACUCCCCAGUGACGCACACUCACAUGACGUGCCAAAAGCCCGACCUGAAACAAGCCAUAAUAGCAAUAAACCCACUGCAAAAUGGAAGCCAGUGACAGCCAAAGGACUGGAUGAGCGAGGUUUUUUAUGAGUGUUGACUUGGUAAGUUUUGUUUACAUGGACGGACAGUGCGACUGGAUGCCAAAGAGUUUACAGAAUGGAAAAAAAUGUUCAGAUGCCCCCCGACACCUCCAGACUGGGUGGAAUUUAUUUAUGCAAGCUUGUCACAUAAAUACAACCUACUUCUAAAUGCCGUAGUGUGUUGUUUGACAGAUUAUCAACUAUCAUGUAUAUCUUCCACUGUCCCGUGGUGUUAAGAAAAUGAAAUCUGUUUUCAGUUUGCACAAAGCGUUGUUUAGUUUUUAGUUAUUUUUUUAUGACACGUCAUGGCAGCUUUAUGUCAUUUAGUUUUAUUGGUGGAGGAGCUCUGCUGAAGGGCUGAAGGCUGGACGAAGCUCAAACAACAGCGAAGGCCAAAUGUUUUCAUACCCCUGGCAGAUUUAGCUUUAAUGACAUUUUUAAUAAAGAUGCUUGUUAGGAAAUAUGAAUGAUAA
Molecule: messenger RNA, 4422 nt
Organism: Poecilia latipinna (sailfin molly)
Lineage: Eukaryota; Metazoa; Chordata; Actinopteri; Cyprinodontiformes; Poeciliidae
Gene: usp53b
Product: ubiquitin specific peptidase 53b
Exons: 17
Coding region: 882-3959 (1025 amino acids)
Biological process (GO): response to auditory stimulus; protein deubiquitination; sensory perception of sound
Cellular component (GO): cell-cell junction
Molecular function (GO): cysteine-type deubiquitinase activity
Source: RefSeq, a predicted model, not a curated record